Messenger RNA from Talaromyces rugulosus, 240 nucleotides. RefSeq lists its product as uncharacterized. NCBI's taxonomy places the organism in Eukaryota, Fungi, Ascomycota, Eurotiomycetes, Eurotiales, Trichocomaceae. The transcript has a single exon. The coding region runs from base 1 to 240 and encodes 79 amino acids. The record is from RefSeq and is a predicted model, not a curated record.
AUGGAUGGCGUAUGGCGAAACUUCGACGGAGCAAAGAAUGUUGUUAGUUAUCAGGCUCUGAGUCGUGAGGAAAUCACAGAGGUCCUGAAUGUUUUCCCCAAAUCCAUGAGACAAAAUCUUGCAAAGAAGUUGGAAGGAGUUGAUGGACGAGAUGUCAUGGAUAUCGAGCAACUGCUACAUCCUGGGAAGGAUCUCAUGCCAAAAUUUGAUGAAGAAAAUGGGGGCCAAAUCAAGCAAUAA